AUGGAUCUUGCUAUCGCCAAUUAUGGCACCAAUAAUGUUGGUAUACUCCUUGGUACUGGUAACGGUACUUUCGAAAAGCAAAGCACGUUCUCGACUGGUCCUAAUUCCCAUCCUUACUCGCUUGUCGUUGGUCAUCUUAACGAAGACAACAUGCUAGAUAUUGCCGUCACAAACUAUGGAAAUAACAGUGUAGGUGUACUUCUGGGUCACGUCAAUGGAACUUUUAUGAGCCAAACGACAUAUUCUCUCGGCACUGUUUCUCCAUAUUCUAUUGGCAUUGGUGACUUCAACAAUGACAAUCGAAUGGAUUUAGUCGUAACCAAUAAUGGCACUAACAAUAUAGCUCUACUUGUCGGAUAUGGCAACGGUACCUUUGUAAGCCCAAAAAUGUAUUCAACUGGAUCUACUUCGUCCAUCUCCGUUGCCAUAGGUGAUUUAAAUAGCGAUAAUCGUUCAGACAUCGUCGUCAUCAACAAUGAUACGAGCACCAUAGGCAUCAUGCUUGGUUAUGACGAGUUUUUUCCAAUUUCAACGGCAUAUCGAACUGGCUUUGCGCCAAUCUUUGUAGCUGUUGGUGAUUUUAACAACGACGCCCAUCUGGAUAUCGUCGUCGCUAACCGAAAUGAAGACACAAUAAGUGUCUAUCUUGGCUAUGGCAAUGGUUCUUUCUCAAAUCAAGCACAAUAUUUAACUGGCUCUUUGCCAGUAUCUGUAGCUAUUGGUGACUUCAAUAACGACACCUAUCUCGAUAUCGUCAUUGCUAAUGGACAGGAAGACACUAUACGUGUACUUCUCGGAUAUGGCGAUGGCUCUUUUAUAAAUCAAAUGACGUAUUCAACUGGCGCUGGACCAUGGUCUGUAGCUGUUGGUCAUUUUAACAACGAUACCCAUCUGGACAUCGUGGUCGCUAAUGCGAAUGGCGCAACUGUAAGUGUCUUUCUUGGGUAUGGAAAUGGCUCUUUUGCAAAUCAAAUGAUGUAUUCAACGGGCGCUGGACCACGGUCUGUAGCUGUUGGUGAGUUUAACAACGACACCCGAUUGGAUAUCGUCGUCGCUAAUUUUGGUGACAAUACUAUGAGUGUCUUUCUUGGUUAUGAAAAUGGCUCGUUUGCACGUCAAAGAAGAUAUUCUACUGGCAAUAAGCCAUACUCUAUAGCUGUUGGCAAUUUUAACAACGAUACCCAUGUGGAUAUCGUGGUCGUUAAUAAAGAUGAUAACACUGUAAGUGUAUUUCUCGGAUAUGGGAAUGGCUCUUUUGCAAACCAAGCGAAAUAUUCAACUGGCUCUAACCCACAAUCUGUAGCUGUUGGUGACUUCAACAGCGACACCCGACUGGAUAUCGUCAUCACUAAUUUUGAUGACAACACUGUAAGUAUACUUCUAGGAUAUGACAAUGGCUCUUUUGCAAAUCAAACGUCAUAUUCAACUGACUCUGGUCCACUAUCUGUUGCUGUUGGAGAUUUUAACAAUGACACUCGACUGGAUCUCGUGGUCGUUAAUUUUAAUAACCACACUGUGAGUAUACUACUUCGCUAUGACAGAGGAGCUCUGGAAGAUAAAAUCACAUUUGCAUCUGCUGAUGGUUCUCGUGUACGAAACUUUGCCGUUUUUGAUUUCAAUAACGAUAGCCUAUUGGAUAUUGCUGUUAUCAAUUAUGGUACUAAUAAUAUUGGUGUUCUUCUUGGAUUAGGUAAUGGCACUUUCGGGAAUCAAACGCUGCUCUCAACAGGUUUAAAUUCACAUCCUUACUCAAUCGCCAUCCAUGAUUUCAAUAAAGAUGGGCAAGUGGACAUUGCCGUGGCCAAUUAUGGUAAUAAAAGUCUUGUUACAUUUCUGGGAAGUGGGAAUGGUACAUUUGAAAAUCAAGCAAGUUACAGUGCAGAUUUCGAUUUUCAUCCAUUGAUAAUUGGUGCUGGUAGUUUCAACAAAGAUGGACGGUCAGAAAUUUUUGUCACAUAUGACGGCAUCGAUCAUGUAGAUGUGCUUGUUACAUACAACAUCGGAUCUUUUAGUAAUCACGGUAAAUAUUCAACUAGUUUAGGGCCCAGGUCUCUAGCUGUUGAUGAUCUUAAUAACGACAACAAUCUGGAUAUCGUCGUUGUUAAUCAAGGGGACAGCACGAUAAGUGUACUUCUCGGUUAUGGAAAUGGCUCUUUUGGAAAUGAAACAAGAUACUCAACUGGCUCUUCGCCGUGGUCUGUAGCUGUUGGCCAUUUUAACAAAGAUAUUUAUCUGGAUGUCGUCGUCGCUAAUUUUGGUGACGGCACUGUAAGUGUUCUUCUCGGAUAUGGUAACGGCUCUUUUGCGUAUCAAAUGAAAUAUUCAGCUGGCUCUAGACCAAUAUCUGUAGCUACUGGUGAUUUUAACAAGGAUAUCCAACUGGAUAUCGUCGUUGUUAAUCAAAGGAAUGACACUGUAAGUGUACUUCUUGGAUAUGGCAAUGGUUCUUUUGAAAAACCCCUGCAAUAUUCAACUGGCUCUAUACCACGCUCUGUAGCUGUUGGUGAUUUCAACAACGAUUCGUAUCUGGAUAUCGUCAUCGCUAACUUUGGUGAUGACACUAUAAGCAUCCUUCUUGGAUAUGGCGAUGGCGCUUUUGCAAAUCAAAUGACGUAUUCAACUGUCGCUUGGCCAUAUUAUGUAACUGUUGCUGAUUUUAACAAAGAUAAUCAUCUGGAUGUUGUCGUCGUUAAUACUGCUAGCAACUCUGUAAGUGUAUUUCUCGGAUAUGGUGACGGCUCUUUUGCAAAUCAAGCGACAUAUUCAACUGGCUCUGGAGCAAGUGCUGUAGCUGUUGAUGAUUUAAAUAACGACAAUCGACUGGAUAUCGUCGUCACUAAUUGGAAUGACAACACUAUGAGUGUCUUUCUUGGAUAUGAUAAUGGAGUUUUUGCAGAUCAAAUAACUUAUCCAACUGGCCAUAGUCCUGUGUUAAACACAACUCCAAUUACAAAAUUUGAACAAUUACCGAACGAAUUGAUCCUAAUGUGUUUUUGUUACUUUAGUUAUUAUCAUGUAUAUCAAAUGUUCUAUCGUUUAAAUCAACGUUUUAAUCAACUAAUUCAAUAUGAAACAAAAAUUCAUCUUGAAUUAUAUUCAAUUCCAUCUGGAAAAUUUUUAACAUUUUGUAUCGACUUAAAUCAAAUAAUAACAACAAGUCAAAACUAUCCAUUAUCAAUUGUAGCUCAUGAUAAAUAUAGAUUUAAUUUAAUAUUUUACGAUGAUUUAUUUAAAGAUAAACUUUCUAAAGUAAAAUCAUUAACAUUAUCAAAUAUAGAUGCUAGAACAAUAUAUUCUAUAAUAUUUGAUGAAACAAUAAAAUUGUAUCAAAGUUUAGAACGAUUAAGUUUACAGAAUAAAAUUGGUGAAGAAAAUAAUUAUACCGAUAAUAUAAAACGUAAUAAUACGAAUUCUUAA
Rotaria sp. Silwood1 is the source of this 3417-nucleotide messenger RNA. NCBI's taxonomy places the organism in Eukaryota, Metazoa, Rotifera, Eurotatoria, Philodinida, Philodinidae. The record is from the annotation of a GenBank genome assembly.